This is a messenger RNA of Dermacentor andersoni, 3341 nucleotides long. RefSeq names its product DDB1- and CUL4-associated factor 11. Gene Ontology annotation, biological process: proteasome-mediated ubiquitin-dependent protein catabolic process. The record is from RefSeq and is a predicted model, not a curated record. Lineage: Eukaryota; Metazoa; Arthropoda; Arachnida; Ixodida; Ixodidae. Gene Ontology annotation, molecular function: protein binding. Gene Ontology annotation, cellular component: Cul4-RING E3 ubiquitin ligase complex.
GUUAGUGGUGGUGUCGCAGCAAGCGAGUUGUUUACGAAGGCGAAGAUUUGUUUAUGACCGAGUCCUGCUAAGAUAGUAAAGGCGCUGGUUUAUCUCAUCUAGGAGAUAGCUACUGGGUCUGGCUGAGCUACUAAGGGUGGUCCACCGAUUUUUAGAAGGGUUUAACCAGCACCAUAACACUGCUAUGACUGCAUGAGCUAAACUUUGCUCAGGGAGGAUGUGUGAAAGGCCCCCAUCGGAAAGUGAAAGUGCGAGUAGACGGAACAGCGAAGAUUCUGGCUACGCUAGGGUUCUGCAAUUUUUACUGAGGAGCAUUGAAGCUAACCGAGCACGACUGUUCAGCAGUGCCCUGGAGGUGUUUUAUCAAGACGAUUCGGAUGAUGAGCUGCAACUGAACGGAAUAUAUACACUUGACAUGGGUCGAGGUCUGAUGUCAAGGAGAUGUUAUUUUCAACUUGUUUCAGCUGCUUCAUCACCAGACAACUCAAGGAUCCUAAAAAAUGAUCUUUACGAAAUUCUCAAGCAGCACUCGGGCUACAAUAACCAGGCACAACCAGAACAAAGUACUUCAAUGGCUGCACUGCUUCGGGAGAGAGAAUGUGGAAUGCCAUUUCGUGGUAUCUUCACAAGAGGAGACAAGUGCAGGAUGAGUUCAAGGUUGCUGCCAAACUUCCAAGCAGAUGCAGUGUUCUACCCAAGCAAAGCUUUUUGUGGAACGUUUGCCCGAAAUGGUGAUAUAUUUAUGACAGCGUGCCAGGACUGUGUGAUACGCAUCUAUGACACAAGCCAAGGUGACUUCAAGCUAUUCAAGUCUGUGUCUGCUCGAGAUGUGGGUUGGAGUAUUCUUGACAUGGCUGUUAGUCCUGAUGGUCUCUGCUUCGUGUAUUCAAGCUGGUCAGAAUAUCUUCACCUGUGCAACGUUUUUGGAGAGCACCAGGUCCAUGAGGCACUGCCACUUUGUCCCGAGGAUAGAAGGUUUUGCAUCUUCUCCUUGCAAUUCUCUUGCGAUGGAAAAGACAUUCUUGGAGGAGCAAAUGACUCAUGCCUCUAUGUAUAUGACAGAGAGGUGCACCAUCGUUCCUUAAGGAUACGUGCCCAUGAUGGAGAUGUCAAUGCUGUUGCAUUUGCUGACAAAACCUCACAGAUCCUCUUUAGUGCAGGAGAUGAUGGCCUUUGUAAGGUUUGGGACCGAAGGACGCUUAGUGAGAGAGAUCCUAAGCCAGUGGGUAUCCUUGCGGGACAUAGCAAUGGCAUUACCUUUGUUGAUUCUAAGAAUGAUGCCAGGUACCUCAUCACAAACUCUAAAGAUCAAACAAUCAAGCUUUGGGAUAUGCGAGCGUUUUCGUCCAAGGAUGGUAUCCAGGCAACGAAAAUGGCAGUAGCCUGUCAGAACUGGGACUACCGGUGGCAACGUGUACCCAAGAAACUUCUCGACCUCUGUGAAAAGCUGCCUGGAGACACAUCUUUGAUGACCUACCAGGGCCACACAGUGUUGCAGACCCUCAUUCGAUGCCAUUUUUCACCUGCUGCCACAACAGGGCAGCAGUUCAUCUACACUGGCUGUGCUUCAGGCCGCGUGGUUGUCUAUGACAUUUUAACCGGAAAAGUGGCAACUGUUCUGUCUGGCCACAGGGGUUGUGUGAGAGAUGUGUCAUGGCAUCCUUACCUGCCUGUACUGGUCAGCUCAUCUUGGGAUGGUUCUGUUUGCAAGUGGGCCUACAGCAGCGAACCAGAAAAGCGAGAUUCAAAAGGAAAGCUUGCAGAUGAACAACCCAAGUAACACAGGAUGCUGGUGCAGCCUCCAUUUUGAAGAGCUUGUUCUGAAGAGUCAACAUAUGCCUUACUAAAGUGCACUGGUGUCAGGUUAACUGUUUGCUUUUUUUUUCCGUUUUCUUUCUUUUUUUUUUACUGGGACCUGAUGUUUUGUAUCUUUACUUGCUGUUUCGUGCAAAGGGGAUGUGGGUAUGAACUGAAUGGUGUGUUACAAAGUGCAAAUGUUUAGUCAGUAAUGAACAUCAACUUGGGUGAACAAUCUAUAACAACAGGGCUCACAAGGUUUACAGCAUUCCGUGGUACAGCAUGCAGCUGCUUUGUUUUCUUGAGUAUCACUUUCUUGAUCUCAUUGUAAACACCACAGCAUCUGAAGAACCUUUUGGGUCCUGUGUAUGUGACACAGCUGCUUAUGUUUCUGGGGGGUAUACUACUUGCUGUCUUGAAAUAGGAGGCAUGCUGACCUGCUGCUCAGGUGUAUUGCUGGUUGUUACACUUGGAAAUAUGUUUUCGCUGGCUGUUAAAUAUGGGAAGAGCAAUUAAAGACACUGCAUUUUCCUUUAAGACAUCAUUUCCUUUAAGAUCAGUAAAAUAAUGUAAACAAGUAUGGCAUUCAUUUGGAUCAUUUAUGUGGUCUGAAUGUAAAUCAUAGUAUAUAUGGUUAUGUUUCAGCUUGCUUUAAUAGUUGGAAAGGUAAAGCAUGCAAAGAAUAAGAAAUGUGCUUUUGGUGGGGUCAGAGGAGGAGGCGUCAUUCACUGACAAAAUUUGACACUGCAAUUGUACCAAAAUGUUGCACGCAGCACAGAUUGCUUCCAGUGUGAUAUUAGUGUUGCUUCUUUUUUUUUUUUCGUAGUGCAAUAUAGCUGUACAAUAUUACAUCUUGUUUUAUACCCAUUUCAAAAGCGACUGCUUUUCAUAGACCAACAGGCUAUGACUCAUCACUACUUUUUUUUCCCCGCUUCAUCCUUAUUGGCUGCUGCUAGGAUAUUUUUCUUAAGGAACUGUAGGAAAGGGCUGUCGGUCUGUUUCCUACUCUGCUACACAAGACAAGUGCUUGGUAGAGAACCGAACUUUGAUGCCACUGUUAAAUGCAUGGUCGCAUUGGAUUUACAUAUUGUUAACAGUUUCCUUUCUCUCUUUUGCAUCUCUCUCUAUUGUUAACAGUAUAGUCAUAAUUAAGUCACAAACAUAAUGCAGUCAUUGUCAUAAUUAUCUCUGAACAAAGCUUUAGUAUGUUAUUAGUGGGUAUUUUGUGGUUGUAUCAUUUGGCUGUAGAUGACUGCUCAUUAUCCUCUGCACAAAGCAGCUAACUGACAGCCUUGCCAAGUAAACUGGGCUGAGUAAUUUCAUUCGGACCUGCUUCUCACAUUUUGAUGAGAACAGGCAUUCAUAAUUUCAUUUCAUGCAGUUGUGUGUGGGUUUGUUAUACUUGAGUUCUUGUAGGUGCAAUCCAUCCAAGCCAGCAGCUCCAUCUCAUGUGCUUCAAUUUAGAAGUGUUUGUGUGCACAUUUUUUUAUUUUUUAAUUCUUGAAGCUUCAUGUGAAAAAUAAAGUUGCGUGUAUCACAUUGUU